Schizophyllum commune H4-8 is the source of this 3729-nucleotide messenger RNA. RefSeq names its product P-loop containing nucleoside triphosphate hydrolase protein. The coding region runs from base 1 to 3729 and encodes 1242 amino acids. Gene Ontology annotation, cellular component: membrane. The record is from RefSeq and is a predicted model, not a curated record. The transcript has 11 exons. Gene Ontology annotation, molecular function: ATP hydrolysis activity; ATP binding; ABC-type transporter activity. Lineage: Eukaryota; Fungi; Basidiomycota; Agaricomycetes; Agaricales; Schizophyllaceae.
AUGCAGAAGCUUUCAUUCAAGAAGAAGACCCCGAAGGACCCAGAACAAGGUUACUCGGAUAGGAAGCGCAUCCUCGACACGAUCUCGGCGGACUUCCCCCAGGGGAGCUUGUCUGCGAUAUUGGGAAGCUCAGGGUCUGGCAAGACAACUUUACUGAACAUCUUAUCACGUCGAAUGCGCAGCUCCAACUUGACUGUUGCGGGCUUGGUCGAAUUCAACGGGUCGCCCAAACUAUCGUCGAUCUCCAAUGCCUAUGUCACGCAGAUGGACCUACUUCUUCCUACCUUGACUGUACGAGAGACAUUGCUAUACGCGGCUGCUCUGCGAUUACCUGCAUCAACGAACGCGGAGAAGCGCAAGCAAUUAGUCGAGGAGAUAAUCCUUGAACUGGGGUUGAAGGAAUGUGCCAACACCUACGUAGGUGAUGGGGAAUCUCACAAGGGCUGCUCCGGAGGCGAGCGUCGGCGCGUUAGCAUUGGUGUCCAAAUGCUCAGCAAUCCGAGCGUGCUGUUCUGCGACGAACCGACCACAGGCCUCGACGCGACGUCCGCAUACCAACUGGUGAAGACUCUCAAGUCCCUUUCGCAGAAGGGCCGCACCAUCAUUUGCACCAUACAUCAGCCGCGGCACGAUAUCUUUUUCCUCUUCGACCGAAUCACGCUACUCAGUCAGGGCCAUUCUCUAUACUCGGGACCCACCGAUGGCGCGCUGCCGUGGUUUGAGGGUCUCCUCCCAGGCAGCUUCCACAAACGGGUCAACCCAGCAGACUACCUGAUUCAGGUCGCCGCCGUAGAUUCUCGCACUCCCGAGGCUGAGUCCGAGACGCAGGGCCGCUUGAACAUGCUCAUCCAGGCGUGGAAGAAGGAGUCGCCCAUACGCUUUGAUGACUCUACCAGCAAGGAGGGGAGGGGUAUACCUAAUCCCCUUAGCGGCGACGACCGCGGCAAGAUCGAGGCUGCCCCGCUCGCGCGCCAGAUUGCCGUGCUCACCUCACGUACGUUGAAGACGACAAUCCGGGACCCGAUGGGUCUCGCUGCGGCAUGGCUGGAAGCCAUUCUCAUGGCGCUCGUCUGCGGCCUCGUCUUCCUCCAGCUCGGGAAAGACCAGGCUGGCAUUCGCUCUCGCGAAGCCGCGCUGUACAUUUCGGCAGGCCUGCAAGGCUACCUCGUACUCCUCUACGAGACGUGGCGGCUGGCAGGCGUGGACAUCGCCCUCUUCGACCGCGAACGGGGCGAAGGCGUCAUUGGUGUCGUCGCGUGGAUGUUGUCGAGACGGCUUGCGCGAGGGCUGCUAGAGGACGUCGCCGUGCCGUUUUUGUUCUCCGUCAUCUUCUACUUCAUGUGCGGAUUCGACGCGGACGGGAUGCAGUUCCUCAAGUUCUUUGCCGUCAUCUUGUUAAACCAGCUCAUUUCUGUCACCUUCGCUGUCGUGUGUGUCGGUGUCUCGCGCGAUUUCUCGAUCGCGACGCUGGUUGGGAAUCUUUCGUUCACCGUCCAGAGCUUCUCUUGCGGCUUCUUCAUUCAGGCAAACUCUAUUCCGGUGUAUGUGCGAUGGCUCAAGUGGAUUGCAUACAUCUACUAUGCAUUCGCCGCCCUCGCCGUCAACGAGUUCACCGACGAGUACUACGACUGCCCUACAGGCAAUGCAGCGACCGACCCGAACUGUCUGCAGUAUCGUGGCAACUUUAUCCUGCAGAACCUGUCGUUCCAUCGGAAUUGGUACGCGGUCCCCGUGGUAGUCAUGUUGGCUUUCGUCGUGGGCUUUGGCAUCCUUGGCGGACUUCUGCUCAAGUUCUGGACGGUCGACAUCCGUGUUGGUGGCGUACAGCAGCCCAAGGAGGCCUCUCGGAAAGACAAGUUGACGCACACGCGCUCUGAGCGGGACCGAACCCCGCCCAUCGACGUCGACCUGCUCGACUUCUCCCUCGCCAUCGAGAAGCCGCUCGCUCGCGGUGAGGAGGCCAAGCACAAGACCAUCCUCCACGGCGUAACCACACGCUUCGAGGCCGGCGCGGUCAACGUGAUCAUGGGACCGAGCGGCUCGGGCAAGUCAUCCCUGCUCAACACCAUGGCUCUACGCGUUCACUCGAGCCCGCUCGUCCGCUAUCGCGCGGGCGGGCGAAUGCUUCUGAACGGCGUCGACCCAGGCGAUUCGAUCGUGCGCAGCUUGUGCUCGUAUGUGACGCAGGACGACAACUCGUUGCUGCCGUACCUCACUGUGCGGGAGAUGCUGCAUUUUGCCGCCGGGCUAAGGCUACCAAAGGAGAUGAGCAAGGAGCAAAAACGCCAGAAGGCGGAGGAGGUCAUAUUGAAGCUCGGACUACGGGAUUGUGCGGAUACGCUGAUUGGGAGCGAGUUCAUCAAGGGGAUUAGUGGCGGGGAGAAGCGGCGCGUUAGCAUCGCCGUCCAAAUUUUGACUGAACCCCGGAUACUAAUCGCCGACGAGCCUACCAGUGGACUGGACGCCUUCACGGCAUCGUCCAUCCUCGACGUCCUCAACACGCUCGCGCAGGAAGGCCGCACCGUCAUCAUCACUAUCCACCAAAGCCGCUCCGAGCUCUUCAACCAGUUCGGCAACCUGCUCCUGCUCGCCAAGGGCGGGCACGUCGCCUACUCCGGCCCCGCCGCCGACAUGAUCGCCUACUUCACGAAUCUCGGGCACCCCUACCCGCCCAUGAGCAACCCCAGCGACUGGGCGCUCGACCUCAUCUCCAUCGACCUGCGCAGCGCGAAGGAGGAAGAGCUCAGCCGCGCGAAGGUGCAGAAGAUCCUCGACGCGUACGAUCCGAAGGCGCACUUCGACUUUGCGAAGCACCGCCAGGUCGCGCUGCCGGAGGAGCUGGGGCGCAUGCGGAAGCGGAUGGCGCCGUUUUAUGUCGCGCUGCCGAUUUUGUUGAGGAGGGGGGUGCUGAAUUUUAGGAGACAGCCGAAUCUAGGGGCGGCGAGGAUUGGGCAGGUGAUUGGACUGGGAGGGGCGCUUGCGUUGUUCUUUGCGCCGUUGGGGAGGGAUUACUACGAUGCGAGCAUGAACAUUGUUGGUGGCAUCCAGGAGAUCCUGCCCAUAUACUUCGUUGGCAUGCUGCAGAACGUGGCAAUGUACCCGAACGAACGAGACGUCUUCUAUAAGGAAAACGACGACCGGGCCUACUCCCUCGAGGCGUUCUUCGUCUCCUAUACCAUGCUCGAGGUGCCGUUCGAGAUUGUUUCCGCCCUCCUGUUCUCCCUCCUCGGCUGCAUCGCCAUCAAUCUCAAGCGCACCGUGCCCAUGUACUUCAUCGUUGCGCUCAACGCCUUCUGCAUCGUCAGCUGCGGCGAGUCCAUCGGCAUCAUCUUCAACACGCUCUUCCAAAGUACCGGUUUCGCGCUCAACGUCACGAGCACCAUUCUAUCGAUCGGGACGUUCAUGAGUGGCCUCCUCAGCGUUGACAUGCCCGGCUUCCUCAAGGGCAUCAACUACAUCUCGCCCCUCAAAUACGCCACCGAGAACCUCAUGCCGUACACCCUACGCGGCAUGACCUUCACCUGCGAGGACUUCCAGCGGCUGCCCGACGGCCGGUGCCCGCUGGAGACCGGCGAGCAGGUGCUGCAGCUGUUCAACAUGGAUAUCGAUCCCGCGCCGAGGCUGGGCGCGGUGGUGGCGACGACGGUGGUGUAUCGGCUUGUGGCGUAUCUGGUGUUGAGAUUGGUGAGGACGGACGUUGGGGGGUUGUGGAGGCGGAGGAGGGAGUGA